AUGUCCACUCAGCCCCUCCUCCAGCGCACCGCGAAGAAGCGCAUCGCCCUCCCCGUGCGCGUCGAGCCCAAGGUCUUCUUCGCCAACGAGCGUACCUUCCUCUCAUGGCUCCACUUUGCCGUUGUCCUCGGCGGUCUGGCUGUGGGCCUUCUCAAUUUCGGUACUGACAAGGUCGGGCACAUCGCUGCCGCCAUGUACACUGUGAUCGCUGUCGGUGUCAUGAUCUACGCAUUGGUCGUGUACCAGCGUCGUGCACGCGCAAUCCGCACGCGUUCAGGAGCACCGUACGACGAUCGCCUUGGUCCUACCAUUCUCUGCGUCUGCCUGCUCGCCGCGAUCACAACCAAUUUCAUUCUCCGCGCCAUUUAUGGUAACUAG
This is a messenger RNA of Cutaneotrichosporon cavernicola, 378 nucleotides long. RefSeq lists its product as uncharacterized. Bases 1 to 378 code for a protein of 125 amino acids. Gene Ontology annotation, cellular component: vacuolar transporter chaperone complex; fungal-type vacuole membrane. The record is from RefSeq and is a predicted model, not a curated record. The transcript has 7 exons. Lineage: Eukaryota; Fungi; Basidiomycota; Tremellomycetes; Trichosporonales; Trichosporonaceae.